Messenger RNA from Schistosoma spindalis, 2232 nucleotides. NCBI's taxonomy places the organism in Eukaryota, Metazoa, Platyhelminthes, Trematoda, Strigeidida, Schistosomatidae. The record is from the annotation of a GenBank genome assembly.
CUGAUUUAUACUAGCUCAUCACUAAGAUAUUAGUGCUAUUGAAACAUUCUGCCUCAAUUUAUAGCGCUGAGUUAGGUUCUCCUUUUGUAGGUCAUGGUCAACUGAAGGGCUAGUACCAGAUUUCAGGAGAUCGUACUACUCAAACGACUACACAUUCAGAAUAAACCUACCUUAUAAUGACCCGACUUUGGGCUUAUAAUUUGGUGACUAGUUGUCGAUCAUUUCAUGUUUCUUUACCUCACAACGCCAUGUCAUAUACGAAGGAACCAAAACCACUUCCUUGGAGUAACGAUAAAAAAAAUCCGCUGGGAUGGGCUAAACGUCUAUUCCGACUGCAAGAAUCCCAAUCAUUGCCCAACCAAUCAAAGGAACCUCCUUUACUGCAUAUGAUCUGUCGACUAAAGCCUGUGAAGGGAGUCAUUCACUACCAGAGAGCCAUCCUUGAGAAAUAUGGUCUUGGGAAGGACACAAAAAAUCACAAUUGGGUAGUCGUUAAAAAUACUCCAUCAGUCAACCGAGAUUUAUACGAGAUAAAACAUCUUAUUCGGAUACAGCCUGUUAUUUUCGAGAACGGGUUGCCGACUGAAUCUGAUUUACUUGCCUGUAGACUGCUUCCGGAUGGCAGAUUUUUCAGACAUAGGGGUCUUUCUGUUGAUUCUCAGUUAUUGGAUUCUUCAGAACCGAACCAAACAAAUCUAUCGGUAUACAAUCCAAAUCUACCUAAUGAUUCUAAGUGGCACAGUAAGUGUUUAUCACUUAACCCUACAUCUUCGAAAUGCAAAGCUGUUCGAAGAAUGAUCUAGUUACGCUAAUGACGUAUAACGAAGUUUAUGUUUUACACUUAAAAAAUUAACACAUACUUUCAGUUUUUAAAAUAUAACUCGUUUACCUAUUACGGGUUUGUGUACUCAGUCUUGACCCACAUUUAUAUUAUGUGAACUAAUAAUAAUACACAGCAGUUCAAAAUGCUGUGGGGCGUGUUCGAAUCUUCAUUUCAGAAGUGGGAAACAAAUUCUUUAACUACUAAACCUAUAUCAGGAGACAAGAAUCAUAGUUACUUUGACAGAUAGUAGUUUGAAAUUACAUUUUCCAGUAAAUCAAGCAAUUGAAGGAUUAUACUGAGAGCUAUGUAGUCCCUGUUUGAAAAGAAGUUCAUGAAGUAAGGUUAACUCUUAACGUUUAUUCGAAAUUUUCAGGUUGGUAUAUGUAGAUGUUUUUAAAAAUGGUUGAGUUUUAUGUUAGACGUGAAAGCUUGCCUGGGUUUUCAUACAUACUCGAAUAGAUUUCCUGGUUAUCAAACACCGGAGAUAUCUUUCCCAGUAUACCUUGACCCAUUAGUGAUUUUUGCAUCAGUUUGAUUUGAUAUACCUCAUCAUCAUACUUAUACAUGAAAAAUGUCGGCUCUAACUUCUAAGCCCCAGCAACAUGUCACUUUUAAUGGAUGUGCUAUUUUAAGUCCAUAAUUCAUCAUACGGUGUGUAGGCCUCAUAAACAGUGGAUUUUUUUUUACCAACGUAGGUUGUCUAUAAAAGACAAAUUCGUUAAAAUUGCACUUAAUGAGAUUUAUCUCACUUGAGAAAAGCCUGUAGAAAUUGUUACUAAACAACAAUAAGAACGUUAGUUAUAUAAUCAAACUUAGUUGAAAGGUUGGCAUAAUCUCCGUUUGAUUCAAAGUUGCUUAGGAAAAUGUCAAAAAGUUUAAACUGUAACCCGCAUUUCAUAGAUUUAUUGAUUUGUUUCGCUACACUUUUUCCCUCUAUAGGCUUUAUUUCAUUCUAAUGAAGAAAAAUUCAGAUAUCUAAGCCGUACAUACCUAAGAAAGUGGCACAACAAAAGAUGGGCCAAUCAUGACUUCUUCAAGGAGUUUUUCACUUCACACUACAAAUAUAAACUGAAUCAAGAUGGAAAUGAAUAUCGUUAUAGUGGUCUUUCGCGACUAGACAAAGCAAUGACUCAUUCACUUGAGUCUAGAAGAAAUCCCGAUGGAACUCUUAAGCAGCCAAACUGCAAUCGUUUUGAUGCUGAUUGGAAUACUUAUCCUUGGUCAAGAUAUUGAAAUUUAAACCUGUUGGUUUAGGAUUCUCUUGCCAUGAUCGUUUCGAGCUGUGUACAAAUACUUGAUAUAUUUAAGAAUAAAACCCAGUCAACUAUCACUUUUGACUUCGAUAAUGUUAUUCCAUAAUUAUUUUGGAAACUUAUAUUUUAUAUUAUUAUAGUAUCUCAAUGGCUCAA